Messenger RNA from Poecilia reticulata (guppy), 1692 nucleotides. The record is from RefSeq and is a predicted model, not a curated record. Lineage: Eukaryota; Metazoa; Chordata; Actinopteri; Cyprinodontiformes; Poeciliidae.
ACUGACCCCGCCCCCUCUGUCCCUGGCCCCGCCCCUCCCUAUGAGCCGCUGUUUGAGCUGGCUCUGCCUCAAGCAGCCAUGCUCUUCAUCAGGAGGAAGACGCAGGAGGCUCUGGAGAGCGCUGCAGGGCAGCAGCAACAGGUGGAGGAGGAGCGGAGCUCCGUGUCUCCUCUGAAGGUUCUGGAGCAGAUGAUCGUUCAUGGGAGCGACGCUCAUGAGCGCCUCAGCAGGAGGUCGUCAGCGGGGAGCAGGUCGGACCGGAGUCACCUGGGAGGUAAACAGCAGAGCAUAAACAGCAAAGGCCCCGCCCCCCAGGGGGAGGAGCUCCAGAGGAGCCAGCUGCUGCUGGUCCACAGCCAGCUUCAGUACGAGCGCUUCAAGAGGCAGCAGCACGCCAUCAGGAACCGCCGCCUGCUGCGGCGGGUCGUCAACGCCACGGCGCUGGAGGAGCAGACGGUCGCCAUGAAGGCGCAGCUGGGCGUUCAGGACCAGGAGAUCCGCAGCCUGAGGUCGAGUCUGAGCGAAGAGCAGCGGCGCCUCAACCAGCUGCAGCAGGACGGACGGACCCAAACGGACCGCCUGCUGGACCAGAACCAGCAGCUGCUGCUGCAGCAACAGCGCCACCAGCAGGACAACCAGCAGCUGCAGAGCGACCUGGAGGACUGCCAUGGCCGGCUGAGGGAGCUGGAGGCGGAGCUCCAGGGAGCCAAUAGGAAGGCCAAACACGCUGAGCAGCGGCUGACCCAGCUGGGCCUGAAGCUGUGCAGCAGUGAGCAGCAGCAGCAGCAGGUCUUCCUGCUGGACCAGCAGCUCGUCCUGCUGAGGGAAACCAACAGAGCCCUGAGCCAGCAGCUGGACGAGGCCGCCGCCCACAGCUGGACCGAGGAGGCCAUGCUGCGGCGCAGCGCGGGGAACGACUUCCAGAGGCUGAAGGACUGCGACGUCCUGCAGAAACAGAAGCUGGAGGCGGCCAGUCACAGGAUAGCAGAGCUGGAGAGCCAGCUGGCCAGGAAGGACAAGCUGGUCCUGGAGCUGAAGAAGCUGCUGGAGGAAACCAAGAGCCACAGCAGGGCGGAGCUGUCGGCCUCAGAGAGUCGAUGUGUGGCCCUGAGGAGAGUCAGCCAGACGCUGCAGACGGAGAUGCUCCACCUGUACAGCCAGGUUCACCUGGACACUCACACAGGAAGUGACACGUGCACACACAGCCCGGCUCUGGAUGCCGGCAGCAGAAACAGCCCCUCCACUCAGGAUGGCUACAAGCCCCGCCCCUCUUCUUCUUCUGCUGUGGGAAUCAUAAAUGGCGCUGUGGAGGCCCUCUCCUCCUCGCCCCUCUCCUCCUCGCCCAUCGACUCCCCGCUGGCCGUCGGAUCUUUCCUGGAGCAGCAGGCCCGGCGGCUGUUUGGGCCGAACAGCCAGAGCCAGGAGGAGGAGGAGGAGGAAGAGGAGGAGGUCCCAGCAGGGAGUCCUCCUCUGGGUGAGGAGGUGGAGGAGGCCACCCUCCUCACUGGGAGUCCUCAGCUGGAACCUCCAGCUGCAGACCUGGAGCUCAGCGUCCGGCAGCGGAGAGACGAGCUCAGCAUCAUGGACUACAACGAGUCGCUGCCCGAGUUCUGAUGGAGGAGCAGGAGGAGCAGCAGCAGGAGGAGCAGCAGCAGCAGGAGGAGCAACAGGAGGAGCAGCAGCAGCAGGAGC